AUGGGCCAGAAGCCGAAGAUUGGCGGGUUUAUCUCUGAUAUCGUCGGUGAUAUGUUCCCGCCUGCGGAUCCGAAGACGAAGGACAAGGGGUUGGGGCAGGAAGCGCAUGGACGAUGGGCUAUGCUGUGGGUGCAUGAAUGGGGACAUCUGUUGACGCACUUCCGCGAUCCCGACGCCGUAGACGCAAGUGGUAAGCCACUUGACAAGGAUCCAUCCGGCAAAACCAAACGAGUCUAUGGGUGGGAGAAAGUCGUCGACUAUGCCAAGCAUGCAAAGCCAGACGACAUCGCUAAGUCGCCAGAUAAUCUGGCGUACUUUGGCGCGGCGAUGUAUUGGAGGGAUAUCCAUUGGGCUAGUGGUUACGCGAGGACAGAACCGGAGCCCGAGGCUGGACCCAAGGCGGGUGGGAGUGGUGGUGCUGGGAGGUCGAAGCGAGAGUCUAGGGUUAUGCGUAGGCUGUUGGAGGCGUCGAGGGUUGAUUGA
This is a messenger RNA of Fulvia fulva, 483 nucleotides long. RefSeq lists its product as uncharacterized. The transcript has 2 exons. The record is from RefSeq and is a predicted model, not a curated record. Lineage: Eukaryota; Fungi; Ascomycota; Dothideomycetes; Mycosphaerellales; Mycosphaerellaceae. Bases 1 to 483 code for a protein of 160 amino acids.